AUGAAACUGAGGUUUGGAAUGAGGCACUCUGGGAGUUGUAUUCCUCCUGAGAGAACUCUUUCUGGUUUCAGGAGACUUGCAAAAUGGACGGAGAAUCUUCCUUGGAAAGAUACUUGGACCAAUGUGAGGCUGGGGAUGACCUCAGUUCUACACCCCAGAUGUUCACCUCUAUGAUGCCAUAUGAUGACUUGAGUAUACAACCACUCGCAAACACAUCUUAUGGAUCGGCUUUGGAUCAUUCCAAAGACCUCUCGACUGACUUCUCUUCAGUAGAUCUAAGCUUUUUACCUGAUGACUUGAAUCCUGAUCAUGAAGACAAAAAUGGACUUCAAGGACAGCAAUACUGCUCACAACUACAGGAUAGUGGUAUUUGUAUGGAUUCUACUGGAUUGUCACAGCCAUUCACCCCAUCUGAAAACAGAGAUGCCUCACAUGAUGCAUCUAACCUCUGCCCCAUGCCUAUUACCCCUAUGACUCCGAUGACUCCCAUGACCCCGGUUUCAGAGCCCUCUGGAAUUGUUCCCCAAUUACAGAAUAUUGUAUCCACAGUGAACUUGGCUUGUAAACUUGAUCUAAAGAAGAUUGCCUUGCAUGCUAGAAAUGCAGAAUACAACCCAAAGAGGUUUGCAGCAGUUAUUAUGAGGAUCCGUGAACCCAGGACAACUGCACUGAUAUUCAGCUCAGGCAAAAUGGUCUGCACUGGGGCAAAGAGUGAAGAGCACUCCAGGCUGGCGGCGAGGAAGUAUGCCAGAGUUGUACAAAAACUGGGGUUUCCGGCAAAAUUUCUUGACUUCAAAAUACAGAACAUGGUGGGAAGCUGUGAUGUGAGGUUCCCAAUACGUCUGGAAGGUCUGGUUCUUACUCAUCAACAGUUCAGCAGUUAUGAACCAGAGUUGUUUCCAGGCCUCAUUUACAGGAUGGUGAAACCAAGGAUUGUGCUCCUUAUUUUUGUCUCUGGAAAGGUUGUCUUAACUGGUGCCAAAGAACGUUCAGAAAUCUAUGAAGCUUUCGAAAACAUAUAUCCUAUUUUAAAAGGUUUCAAGAAGACCACAUGAACAUUCUGCUGAUGGGGAAGGGGGUUAAAAAAGUGUAAU
Hyla sarda is the source of this 1094-nucleotide messenger RNA. RefSeq names its product TATA-box binding protein like 2 (gene TBPL2). The coding region runs from base 84 to 1055 and encodes 323 amino acids. Lineage: Eukaryota; Metazoa; Chordata; Amphibia; Anura; Hylidae. Gene Ontology annotation, molecular function: DNA binding; RNA polymerase II general transcription initiation factor activity. Gene Ontology annotation, biological process: DNA-templated transcription initiation. The transcript is spliced from 7 exons. The record is from RefSeq and is a predicted model, not a curated record.